AUGGCCUCACCGACUUUGAAUAUUGGAGAAUUACAAGACGUGGAGUUGAAUACGUUUCACACGGGGACAGACUUACACACAGCCGCGGUAAAUGGCGAUAAACUAACUAUUGAAAAAAUUUUAAAGCAAGAUGGUGAUAUUGACACGCUCAACAAAGGGGAUAAAUACGGUCGAACAGCCUUGGUUUAUACAGUCUCUGGGGAUUGGUACGAAUGCGCAGAAAUCUUAGUUGCUCAUGGAGCGAGUUUGUUACAGACUGACUGUGAUAAACGCAAUGUACUACAUUGGGCUGCCUAUUUAGAUCGGCCGAAGUUCAUAAAAUUGUUCCUGGAACAUUUGGGUUCAAAUUUGGAAUUUAAUUUUGGCGAUAAAGACGGCAGAACAGCAUUCCAUUAUGCCGCUGCGCUACCAAAUUCCAAAUGCCUGCGUUUGUUAUUGAAACGUUCAACGUUGAACAAAAGGAAUCUAAAUACGACGGAUAAUGAAAAAAUGACGGCAUUACACUGGAGUGUAUUUUAUAACCGUUUGGAGAACUUUAAAAUUCUCCUACGCGAGGGCGCAGAAACGACUAAACGCGACGGGAAAGGACGGUGUUUACUACACAUGGCGGUGCUAAAUCCUAGCGCAGACUCUGUACGAAUCGUGCGCAUUUUGUUAAAACAUAAUCGGCAUUUUUCGAUUCAAUUUGAUUGCGAGAAACAUACGUCACUUCAUCUGGCCGUUGCCAGUGGCAACCAGGAGUUAGUGCGCGAAUUAUGUUUGGCAGAGGAGUCUGCGUUAAAUUGUCUUGAUCAUCUAUCUCGUGGUGUUUUACACUAUGCCGUCCUAAAUAAUGACAUUGAGAUUAUUGAUAUUCUAAUAUCUGCUGGAGUAUCACCCCACCAUGUAGAUAGUACAGGAGCGAGUGUUUUACAUUACGCGGCUAAAAAUAACAAUGCGCAAAUUGUGAAACGUUUCCUGGAACGUUUUAAAAACUUUGAAGACACUAGCGAUAAUCAAGGACGGACUGCACUCAUGUGGGCUGCAAGCGAAGGUUCCUACGAUGUCCUCAAUUUAAUGUUAAAAAAUUUGAGCCAUUUUAAUAUUCACGCGAGUGACGAACAGGGCAUGACAGCAUUACAUGUUGCAUGCUUUGCCGGCCAUGAAGAAUGUGUAAAAAAACUAAUCGCAAACUCAGCCGAUAUUACCCAGCCGGAUAAGCUCGGUCAGACAGCGUUAUUCAAGGCCUGUGCGCAAGGUCACCACAAAAUUAUUGGUAUUUUAAUGGAUAGAAAAGGAUCCCAUGGGAAUACAAUGGGGCCAUAUUUGUCUUCUAUCCAAGAAGAAUCAGUUGUAUCCCAAGAUACCCUAAAAAACUCUGAAUGGUCGCACGAGCCAACUGAAUAUUUGAUUAAUGGGGCUGAAUGCAAAAAAGAUGAGAGGGAGAAUUUAGUUUCCAUAGACAAGGGGGCUUUUCCCGGGAAUUGUACAUCUGACAGUUUAAAACCUGAGAAGAAAAAUCGUCCUCUUAUGAAAUACCGGAUCAAUGAAAAACACCCUCGGGUAAUUUGUCUGACUGUUCAUCCGAAAGAUUGCCAGGUAUUCAUGAGUUAG
Messenger RNA from Paramuricea clavata, 1593 nucleotides. The record is from the annotation of a GenBank genome assembly. Lineage: Eukaryota; Metazoa; Cnidaria; Anthozoa; Malacalcyonacea; Plexauridae.